Molecule: messenger RNA, 2078 nt
Organism: Terrapene triunguis (Three-toed box turtle)
Lineage: Eukaryota; Metazoa; Chordata; Testudines; Emydidae
Product: EF-hand calcium-binding domain-containing protein 6-like
Exons: 10
Coding region: 1-1398 (465 amino acids)
Molecular function (GO): calcium ion binding
Source: RefSeq, a predicted model, not a curated record
AUGACCCACAAAAAACAGGAAAGAUUUCAUCGUGAAAGGAGCAUCAGCCCAGCUUCCACUCUGACUGCAAUUGAAGCAAAGUUGGCAAAUUUGUUUCAAUCUGAUUUCCUUUCACUCUUGGCCACGUUCCAAAAAAUUGACAGGUUGGAGAGAGAGGUCAUUAGUCAGCAGGAGUUUCAAGCAGCAGUUGAGAGCCGGUUUGGCGUGGAGAUUACUGAUGAAGAGUUUGAGCUGCUACUUGACAGAAUCCCCCUUGAUGAAGAUGGAAAUGUCAGAUACCCCCAGUUCAUGGCCAUGUUUGAUUCUCGCAGAGGGUUGCCUAGUCUCUUUGACGAGAAAUCUGUUACAAAUUCUAUGUGUGAGCCUAACGAAGACAAAGAUGGGCAGAAACAGAAAGAAAAUAUCCCUAACCAGAAAGUGAAAUACACCUGUGGAAGAACUCCAAGGCAGCUGUUCAAGAUUAUUAAGAGCUUGCUAAAUAAACGCUACCAAGCAAUAGAGAAAGAGUUUGAAGAGUUAGAUGAAAUGAACUCCCGGCGCCUCACUCAGGAGACUAUGUACCUUCUCUUGAAGCGGUUUGACAUCCAACCUGAAAUAACUCGAGGUGAAAUCCGCAGGCUGUGGGAAACUUUAAUUACAAAUCAGGACAAUACCCUUGACUUCAUGGAGUUCGUGAGACACUUUGGAUACUCCCCCAGCUCUUCGUGUUUCCCCAAUGCAAAGAUUAGUCCACCCAGAAAAGGGGACAAUAACUUCAGGCUGUGUUCUAAAAAGCUCAGCUGUGAUUCUGACAUACUGGUGGACAGGGUGCGAGCAAAAAACGAACAGUUUCAGGAUCUUGCAAAGUUGAUGGUUAUUGGAGGAACAUUCCUAGCAUCAAGUGCAAACUGUGAGCGUAGCUUUAGCUUAAUGAACACUCUAAAAAACAAACUAUGGAAUCGUUUACAAGUAGAUCAUUUGGACAUGCUGAUGGUUUCAUACCUGGAGUUUCUGAAGCCCUUUGCUUUAAGUAGACAAAGAUGGAAGAAUGGGAAUAACAUGGCUGCUGCAAUGCAGGCAUCUCAGGGUGAGAUAGACCAAUCCCACAUGGGAACGCAGACUGCAGAGCUGGGUGGUCUGACAACCAGACUACGAAAAAAGUUACGAGGGGACUGGAAGACCCUUCGAAGAGCCUUUAAGAAGCUGGAUAUUGACAGCAGUGGCUACCUCUCUUUGCCAGAAUUCAGAUCUGUCCUGAAGCUCUGUAACCUUCUGCUAGAUGAGGAUGAGGUUUACCACAUUCUGUCUAAGUUUGAUCCCAACCUGGAUGGGCAAAUUGAUUACAAGUCCUUUUUGGAAGAAACUUGCAAAAAAGGGCAACCACGUACAGCCAAAAAAUCUCCUGCAAACCCACAAUAAAAUAAUGUAGAAUAUUCUUGUGAGUAGAAGAGGAAGAAUGGUGUCUGCAUGCUCCCAGCUGCUUAUCCUUCCAGCUAAGUCAUUUGCUUCUUUUUGGAGUGUGGAUCUCUGCUUUGUGUCUUUUGGCUACUCAUGAGUUGCCCACUGUAUUACCAGUUGUUUUGUAGGGGGAUAAUAAAAACUGAGAGAGCAGAGAGUGAAGCUGAGUAUUAAACGAAUACUGUACUCUAUUUAAAAUGUGAUUCAAGCUGUUACUAAGGAAACUAAUAUUCUGAAAAGCAGAGGCAAGGAUGCAGUUUAGAGAGAUGCUAAUUUUUAAGAAAAUAAAACUUUCAGUGAAGGUAACAGGUGGAUUUUUGCUGUUUAGGAUGCAAUGACAAUGAGUCCCUUUGAUUUCACUGGGAGUUGGAUCAGGUCCUUUGUAUGUGUUAGCCAGAAUUUGGCCCUUAAUAUAAACAUACAUUUUCAUGCUUAGUUAUCUUUUCUUUUUUCUUACAAAUGUAUUUUCUCCAUAGAGUACAACAGGCAGAGGGCCCAAUUCUGCAGCAGCUCUGCACAUGACUUCACUGAACAUUCCAUGCUCAAAGCAGUUGUAUGUUUAGACCCAUGUUAGUUAUCUGUUUAUUUUUGUAGUACAAAUACAUUUUCAUAAACAUGUAAGUGCAUAGUUGGUUUGGUUA